Molecule: messenger RNA, 1074 nt
Organism: Closterium sp. Naga37s-1
Lineage: Eukaryota; Viridiplantae; Streptophyta; Zygnematophyceae; Desmidiales; Closteriaceae
Source: the annotation of a GenBank genome assembly
AUGGCGCCUUCCGAGUCGCUGAUCUCCGCGGAAGCCCCCGCCAUCGGCGGAGACGGCGGAGAUUCCGAGUCGCGCGCGAUUCCAUGGGGCCACCCGGAGCGGCUCGACCUGGCGAUGGGAUCGCUGCUGGACGACAAGACGCGGCUCCGCAAGGACGUGAAGAAGGCGCUUCGAGGAUUGACGGAGGAGCAACGCGCGGCAGAAGUCCUCAAGAGGCGCCUCAAAAGUGCACCCCCCCUCUCUCCUUCCCCUCCUCCCCUUCACCACCACUGCUCCGCGUCUGCCCGUCUUCCCACCGCACUUAUUCUCGUUCCCCCACCACCGCUCCCCUUUCCCGACCUCCUCGCCCCACUUUUGCCCCCCUCAUUCCCCCCUGUUUACUUGAACUCCCUUCCCUCCCUCCCUCCCUCCCUCUCUCCCAAUCUCCCCACCUCCCUCCGUCCUUCCUCAACCCCCCCUAUCCCCCUGAUCGCUUCCGCACAGACGUGGCAGUGCAGCACCACGUGUUGCAAGCUGAUUGCCAGUGUGUUUGUGCCACGUGUCAUGGACAGCGAGAGCCACAUGGUGAUGCUGAAAGUCAACUCUGUGCAGGUGGUGGGGGAAGGGCGGGGAGAGGUGGUUGCGAAGGGGGAGAACGAGCAGGAGCAAGGAGCAGCAGCAGCAGCAGCAGCAGCAGCAGCAGCAGCAGGAGCAGCAGCAGGAGGAGGAGGAGCAGCAGCAGCAGCAGCCGGCGACUUGGAGCGCAAUGGGAUGGGGAUAUUGGAGCCUACCCUGACCCUCACAGAUGGACGGCCACGAUCUGACGUGUACAGUGAACAGGAGCCGUUGGAUCUGAUUCUCGUGCCGGGGUUGGCGUUUGAUCGCAGCGGUGGGAGACUGGGGCGAGGAGGAGGGUACUACGACGUGUUUCUCUCGCAGUACUUGGCGCAUGCCCAGAGCAAGAAGUGGAAGCAGCCUCUCAUAGUGGCUCUGGCCUACAAGGCUCAGAUUCUCUCCUUGCCCCUCCCCAUGGAGACCUCUGACGUCCCAGUUAGUGGCAUCGUGUGUGCUGACGGCUUCCUUGCACCACAUUGA